UGGGAUCGGACGUAUGGCGUGAAGUUACCCCUCGAAAAAGGGUCCGCGGACGGCGGGGCACAUAUCGAGGGGCACGAAGCUCCAGUCGCGCAGCAGAAAUGCUACCUAAAAUCGGAGACUCUGCCCUGCUACUCCAUAGAUGCAGGUGCUGCGUGCGGACGCGGGGAAUUGGGCAGAGGAAUCGCGUUUGAGUGCCCCAGGUUUUGAUCUAUCCGGUGCGCUCGUUUCUAGAAAUCAUCGAAAUAAGAUAGGUAAUAAACUCUCUUUAAAAUAGCCCGUACCCAUACAACACCGCCAUCGUACGUAUAGACAGACACUCGACAAGAUGGUUACUCAGGCCCGUCUCAAGAUCGCCUUGAUCGGCCUCGGUCGGCUGGGUGCUAUUCGCGCACGCAUCCUCGCUUUCCAGCAGCCCCGAAUUGAGCUCGUCGCCGUUUGCGACACAAAGCCGGGUAUCGACAAAUGGGCGGCAGAAAACCUUCCAGCUUCCGUAAAGUUCUACGCGGAUCCUGAGGAUUGUCUAAAGAAUAGCGGCGUUGGGGCUGUCCUUAUUUCUACUGCGACUGCUACCCACGCUCCCCUGGUCUGCCUGGCUCUUGAUCUGGGCCUCCACGUCAUGUGCGAGAAGCCGAUCUCGGUGGACGUCGCCACUACCGAAGAGGUCCUCGCUAAGGCUAAAUCCAAACCUCACCUCAAGUUCCUGGUUCCGUUUAGUCGUAGAUAUGACGACUCGUACCGCGCUGCGAAGGAGAUGAUAGAUAACGGCUCGUUUGGUGAGAUCCACGCUGUCGAGAGUGCAAUCCUUGACAAACAAGAUCCUACUGGAUUCUUCGUCAGCUUCUCCGAGCAGUCCGGAGGUAUCUUUGUUGACAUGGGCGUUCACGAUAUUGACAUUGGACGAUACUACAUGAACGUCGCGUCAGAACUCACUAAUCCCAAGAAACAAGUGAACAGGGUCAUUGCCAUGGGACAGCAGGCCAUCUAUGGCGAUCUCGCUAAGUACGGCGAUUGCGACAAUGGAUGGGCCAUAGUCGAGUUUGCCAACGGCAAGAUUCUUACCUUCCACGUGGGUCGCACUCUGAACAACGGAUUCGAGAGCUACACCCGCGUGUGCGGUACCAAGGCCCAUUCUAUCAUCAGCGGCAACUCCACGAAUAACCGUGUCGAGGUCCGCGACUCUCAUGGUGUGCGAACGGAAACUACUCCUGACACAUUUGUCUUUUUCGAAAAAUCAUUCGUAAACGACCUCACAGAAUUUGCGGCUGCUGUACUCGACGAUCAACCCCUUAGUUGCACCCCGGAUGAUGCCUACGAAGCAGCCAAGAUUGGCACCGCUCUGCAGUAUUCUUUCCGUAAUCGUGUGCCUGUUUACUUUGACGAUGAUGACCAACCCAUCAUGGAGACUCCAAAGGCAUGAAUGAGAAGCUUAACUGAGACGAUUAAUACAUAUGAAUGGGUCGUUUUAGAAUUCGUGUUCUCCUAUACUGGAAAACAGGCACUCAUCGAACGAGGAAGCUCCUUCCACCUUCAUAGUGUGCAUAUGAAUUAAAACAUGAGACUUGAUGAAACCUUGAGUCUGCAACAUUAUAAAUAUAUACUUGAGAGU
This is a messenger RNA of Annulohypoxylon truncatum, 1606 nucleotides long. Its product is annotated as NAD(P)-binding protein. Gene Ontology annotation, biological process: NADPH regeneration. The transcript is spliced from 5 exons. Lineage: Eukaryota; Fungi; Ascomycota; Sordariomycetes; Xylariales; Hypoxylaceae. Gene Ontology annotation, cellular component: cytoplasm. Gene Ontology annotation, molecular function: oxidoreductase activity; nucleotide binding. Bases 326 to 1417 code for a protein of 363 amino acids. The record is from RefSeq and is a predicted model, not a curated record.